Molecule: messenger RNA, 1298 nt
Organism: Phragmites australis (common reed)
Lineage: Eukaryota; Viridiplantae; Streptophyta; Magnoliopsida; Poales; Poaceae
Product: protein PHOSPHATE-INDUCED 1-like
Exons: 1
Coding region: 91-1065 (324 amino acids)
Source: RefSeq, a predicted model, not a curated record
UCGCCAUUCGGAAACCACACAAAUAACACGCAGAGUCUCUUGCACUGCCACUAAAUCAACACCAGCUAGUCGUCAAUUCCUCUCUGAAAAAUGGCAUCAGCUCGUAGCAUUCGUGCUUGGCACAACACAAGCCACGUCGCACUUGUGUUGGUUGCAGUGCUGCUGCUGAGUUCGGCACGUCUUUCCGAGGGGGCCAGGAGGCUGAUGGAGCUGUACAAACCGCCGGCCAGCGAGCUCCUCAGGUACCACAACGGCGCCGUGCUGCAAGGCCGCAUCCCGGUGUCCAUCAUCUGGUACGGCCGCUUCACGCCGUCGCAGAAGGCCGUCGUCACCGACUUCAUCCAGUCCCUCACCACCACCUCGCAAGAGCCGACCCCGUCCGUGUCGCAGUGGUGGAACACCAUCAUCCAACUCUACCUGUCCAAGGCGCAGAGCAAGAACGGUGCGCGCCCCGGGAGCGCGCAGUUGGCGCUCGCCGGCCAGGUCACCGACGAAGGGUGCUCACUGGGGAAGCGCCUCAAGCUGUCCCAGCUCCCGGCGCUGGCGGCGAGGACCAGGCCGAAGAAGGGCGGGAUCGCGCUGGUGCUCACCGCGCAGGACGUGGCAGUGGACGGGUUCUGCAUGAGCCGGUGCGGGCUGCACGGCUCGGACGCCAGGGCCGGGACAUCCUACGUCUGGGUCGGCAACUCGGCCACGCAGUGCCCCGGCCAGUGCGCGUGGCCGUUCCACCAGCCCCUGUACGGGCCCCAGACGCCUGCGCUUGUGCCGCCGAGCGGCGACGUCGGCGUGGACGGCAUGGUGAUGAACAUCGCCAGCAUGGUCGCGGGCACGGUGACCAACCCGUUUGGGGACGGGUUCUACCAGGGCGACAAGGAUGCGCCGCUGGAGGCGGCCACCGCCUGCCCCGGGGUCUACGGCAGCGGCGCGUACCCCGGGUUCGCCGGGAACCUGGCGGUGGACCGCGCGACGGGGGCGAGUUACAAUGCCAAUGGCGCGCAUGGGAGGAAGUACCUGCUUCCCGCGCUGUUCGACCCUGCAACGUCCACUUGUUCUACUUUGGUGUAACGACCAAGGAAACAAUCGUGUCAGAAUUGUGUAGUAACACUGUAUAUAUGAGAGAGAGAGACAUUGUAGUAGUAGUAACUAAUAAGAGUUAAGAUUUCUUCCAUAAGCACAAGAAAAAAAAAAUCUACUUUGCAUUUUUUAAAUGCUCCUCUGUUGCUUGUUCAGAAGCUGGAAUCAGAAAUUUGGCCACUUUUUGAAAUGGCCUGUUGCAACCAAUUGGAGAUGCUAUUGCU